AAGUCAAAAGGGAAUGGAAGUAGAAGGUUUUUACCUGGGUUGGUACUUGCGUAGGUCGUGGUAGUGGCUUAGUAGCCUACUCCGUAAGUAGGAUUAUCGAAUCAAAUCAGAAUAGAACUCUGCCUAGACCGAAAGUCGUGAAGGAGAGUUGUCGGGGGAAGAUGCAAGAUAAGAUGGCAAGGUACGGAAGCGGUAAGAGUAAAGUUGGUAGGAAAGGAAGAGGAAGAAUGGUAGAUGGGUUCGUCGAGUCAAGGGACGAGGGGUUUGGGAAGGACGAGGACGACGAGGGUGACGACGGUGACGAUGAAGACCAUAAUAAUAAUGAGAAGAAAGAGGGAAGAAGAUAUGGAGGCAAUGAGAAUCAGGAAAUCCGUCUAACUAGAGGAUGAGAGGAUCCCGACCAGACCACGUCCCUUUUGCCCCCCUAGUCCCGAUA
Molecule: messenger RNA, 436 nt
Organism: Aspergillus novofumigatus IBT 16806
Lineage: Eukaryota; Fungi; Ascomycota; Eurotiomycetes; Eurotiales; Aspergillaceae
Exons: 1
Coding region: 162-389 (75 amino acids)
Source: RefSeq, a predicted model, not a curated record